This is a messenger RNA of Colletes gigas, 7781 nucleotides long. RefSeq names its product LIM domain kinase 1 (gene LIMK1). The transcript has 8 exons. Bases 31 to 3573 code for a protein of 1180 amino acids. NCBI's taxonomy places the organism in Eukaryota, Metazoa, Arthropoda, Insecta, Hymenoptera, Colletidae. The record is from RefSeq and is a predicted model, not a curated record. Gene Ontology annotation, cellular component: cytoplasm; nucleus. Gene Ontology annotation, molecular function: protein binding; ATP binding; protein serine/threonine kinase activity. Gene Ontology annotation, biological process: protein phosphorylation; actin cytoskeleton organization.
GAGUGGGAGUGUGUCAGCCUAGAUGCUGUGAUGGAUGAAGUUUCGUCAAAGGAGCAAAGAAGUGGGGAAAGUGGAGGGACAAUAACGUGUGCAGGCUGCCUCAAUGUCAUCGACGAGGAUGAGUUUAUACAGGCACUAAACCAAGAAUGGCAUCUAGAUUGUUUUCGGUGUUCAGCGUGCGAUAUCGGUCUCUCCUCGUGGUACUUUGAGAAAGAUGGCUUACUAUUUUGUAAGGAUGAUUACUGGGCUGCUUACGGGGAAGCCUGUCAAGGUUGCGGCCAAAUCAUCACGGGCCCUGUUAUGCUGGCAGGCGAUCACAAAUUUCACCCAGAAUGUUUUGCCUGCAACUCUUGCGGAGCGUUUAUCGGCGAAGGAGAAAGCUAUGCUCUAGUCGAGAGGUCUAAACUCUAUUGCGGAUGUUGUUACAAAAGGCAGAUGCAGCCGAUCAACAGGACAGCAAAUUAUCCGUUCGCCCGAAAGCCGCACAGCAUCAGAUUGGUGGAAAUACCCCCGAACACUUCCGAUUCCGAGAAACAACGGGGAAUCAAACUGACAUUAGACUCGACUCCUAGUCCUCGAAAUUGUGGUGCUUUGCUCCGUAUAUCCGAGUUAAUGAGAAAUGUUCGUGGAAAGAUCAGUAAGCUGCUGGCCUCUGUGAUGGAGGUUCUGUUUAGGCUAUGCUGCCACUUCUCUAAUCAUAGACUGAACAUGUCCAGUGAUCUUAUAUCUUUACACAUCGGCGACCGAAUACUUGAAGUGAACGGCACACCGGUCAAGGAUCAGCCUAUAGAAAACAUUGAAAAUCUUAUACAAUAUUCGGAUACAGUUCUGCAGCUGACCAUCGAGCAUGAUCCGGACGCAGUGUCGCGACGACCAACGUAUUCCUCGCCAUCUGCGACGAUGUUGACGUCGAUUGGGAGCCCGAGAACGAGCCCGGAAAACAAGGAACGGCUGUUCAAACGUCGCGAUGAAGGGUAUAUUAGCGGAACGCGAAGCCGACAAUUGCGUAGAACGAGGGAUCCUAUGCACAAGGAGCGCAGCAGCUCCAUGUCGCGACUGCUCGACGGAUCUUCCCCGACGAAUCCUACGUGCGACCUGAGCAGAACUAGAUCGUUUCGAGUGGAGCCAAAGAAUCAAAGGAUAUUCCGUGCCAGUGACCUAGUGAAAGGUGAACUCCUGGGUACAGGAUUCUUCGGACAAGUGUUCAAAGUCACGCACAGGGAUACCAAUGAAGUUAUGGUGCUGAAAGAAUUGUACAGAGUGGACGAGGAAGCUCAGAAAAACUUUUUGAAGGAGGUCGCCGUGUUACGUUCGUUACAUCAUAACAAUGUUCUCCGAUUCAUCGGCGUACUCUAUAAGGACAAAAAGCUCCAUUUGGUCACGGAAUACAUAUCAGGCGGAACGCUGAGAGCUCUGCUACACGAUACGAACGAAACGUUACCAUGGGAACAGCGAACGUCGUUCGCGAAGGAUAUUGCCGCUGGUAUGGCUUAUCUACAUUCCAUGAAUAUCAUUCACCGCGACUUAAACUCGCACAACUGUCUCGUAAGGGAGGACAAGACCGUGGUCGUGGCCGAUUUCGGUUUAGCCAGGAUAAUACAGAACGGCAAUUCGCCGGACAAUCGUAAAUACAGCAAACAUUCCGACGGCGAGACCAAAACGUCGAAGAAGGAACGGAAGAAGCGGUACACCGUCGUCGGGAACCCGUACUGGAUGGCCCCCGAGAUGAUGAAGGGUAACAAGUACGACGAGAAGGUGGAUAUAUUCAGCUUCGGUAUCGUCGUUUGCGAGAUCAUAGGACGCGUUCAAGCCGAUCCGGAUUACCUGCCCAGGUCGUCGGACUUUGGUCUGAACCAGAAUGUCUUCAAAGAGAAAUUUUGUGCCAAUUGCCCGGAAAUGUUCUACAGGGUCGCUUUUCUCUGUUGCGACCUUAACCCCGACAAAAGACCGCCCUUCGAACUGAUGCAGGUUUGGCUGGAGGGAUUGGCGUUGCAUUUAUCCGUAGGCGUCGAACUGCCGUUGGAUUUGGAGUUCGACAUCAGAAACUAUACCGGCCCCAGUACGAGUACCAGCGAAUCCACGACCCCGGACACUCUCGUACCCCAACUGAAGCCUAUCAAAGAGGGCCAGGUGCAUCAAGAGAAGAAGAGGUGCAGCGGUUGCCAGGACAGCACGUUGGAACGCGAGGAUCCCGUGCAGAACAACAACACGCUUCAGGUGCCCGACGUGAUCGGUUCUCGGGGAAGGUAUACGAGACAGAACAGCAAAACGAACGAAUCGCCCGGGAACGCGGGCCGAUACUCGAGACAGAACUCGAGGUCCAAAGAAGUUACGAUCGAGAAACCGGAUAUCGUUAUUUCGCCGGAAGGAACGUACACCGGGUGUUUCGCGAGGCAAACAGUGAAAUCGAACGAAUCAUCGCCGCGCCUCGCGAACGACAAACAGGAAUCUUGCGUCAGGCAAAACGAUCAAACGGAAUGUAACCUGAAACGAAUACCCAUCGAAAAAAUCAGAUACGUGGGCAGCGCGAGUCCGUGCUCUUUAUCGGACACCUCGGAAUAUAUUAACGAUAACAAGUGCUCGUACAAGGUGAAUAACAGUUUGAAUUCCAAGUCGACGGAGAAGUCCAACGAUCACUCGAGGACCAAGUUGGAGAGCAAGUUCAAAAUGUCGGACGGGAACUCUGUUGGCUCGUAUUUGAGGCAAAUCGGCAAAUCCAUGAACGUCGCCGAGAAGGAGAACAAGAUGGACGGUCAGAACGACGUCGAGACGAAGAAGGGGAGCGGCGACGCCCCGAAGACUUCGACGGGUUCUUACUUGAGAAGGACAAAGAUUUCUCCCACAAAAGAGAUGCCAAAGAAUGCAUUUUCCGCGCAGAAAAACAGUCAAUCCGAAGCUGGUACUUCGUUGCAAUCAAAAGUAACUGUAAGCUCAGGGGAAAUCGACGAAGGUGAUCGUACGAACGACAGGGUAUCGAGACAGGGUAGCAACGUCUCGGACAUUGGUAGUAUUUUAUCCAGGCAGGGGAGUCUCACAGUAUUAGACUGCAUAGCGAAACACAAGGACAAACUGUACAAAGACUAUUCGCCUUACAACACGUUGAGGAACGAGGAUCUCCGCAGAGGCAAUAGCUGUCGAAAAAAUACUGGACUCUGUUACGCGGACAGCCUCUAUUCGAACUCGAGCCUCUCCAAAAACGACGAUCUCCUCAUUUACAAUACGCAAAAUGACACUCGCGCCGAUAACAAAAAAGACUGCACAGCGUCCAUCCAAGAUUGCACGAAACUGGAGUCGAACGAUACCCAGAAGCCUGUAAUCGACACGAAGUCAAUGUACGAUAACAAGUUGCCUAACUCGUUGACCGAAUACAGUGGAUGUUACAAAAACGAUUUAUGCAGGCAGGACAGCUUUGGUUCUGAUAGCGCGGUGGGUACCAUGAAGAGUGACUUUUUCGCGGACUUGGACUUCGUUCAAUUAAGGGACGGUAGGCAUACGCCGGACCUGUGCCAUACUCCUGAACGGUGUUGCACACCUAACCGUGCAACCUCGCCGAUCGAGAGCACAGCUUUGUGAGAUUUCCACGUCGACGGAGCACCGGAUUAACGUACUGUGUUUAUAACAGUGUUGGGCAGAUUUUAAUCAAAGUAACGAUUCACCGUUGCGAUUAAAAUGAUCAAUCGUUGGUUCUCGUACACGAUUGACAAAUGAAUCGAUAAUUAACGUAAUCGUUAUUCGCUGUUCAUCGUCUAUCCAAUUAAUGAUUAAUUCACGACGACAAAUAACAUAGGUGUUAGCUACUUGACACGUUCACUGGCACGCUGAACCAGUGACAUUUUCUUUCUCAUUUGACUCCUUAACUGCAGAACUACAGUUAAUAAAUAAUAAUUUCCAUAGCUUCUAUCGAAUCUAUAAUAAAAAUGAACUAUUUCCAAUCGUGUGUAAUCUACGUUAUUAGCAAUCAAAGAUUAAUCAUUGAUGGAACCAAUGGCGGGGCGAAUAGCGAUUAAUUUCAAUCCAUUCAGUCUAUUAACAGUAAUCGCGAUUACCUUUGACAACUAAAUUUUCAUAAUCGAUUAAUAGUUUAAUGAAAAUUAGUCGAUUGAUGCCUAACUCUGGUUUAUAACGAAACGAAUCUCACCCUACUAAUUUGAUCUCUGUAACGUCUAAGCCUGUCAAUUUAACUUUCUAGUUUUCGUUUCCUUUUAAUAUUCGUAACCAUUAAAUCGUAACGAGCACACCGGGCGUGCUAAUUUCUUCGUGAACGUGUUUUACAGUAUUGCGUAACAACGCGUAGGAAAAGUAUUAACAAUCUGACGUCCAGUAUUAAUGUAUCUCAUUGCUAUCGGUUCUCGUGGUUCUAAAGCGUUUUUGGAUACUGCGUGUCAGCGGUGCGUUCGUAUUCCUGCAAUAUCUUGCCUUGCGGUUCUUUCAGAAGCGGGAGUUCGACUAAUUAUAAGACUAACGAAAGCAUUCCAUCCAGAAUUAUAUCAGAUGCAUUCAGAAUCGAUAGAGCUAACCGCGUGCUUUUGGAAAAUGGAGCAGCGAAACAAAGCGCCGAUCACGUUAAACGUCUUCUCGAAACGGGCGUUUCAUGGAAACGCCAUAGGUAUGGUCGGUGCCAUCUCCAUUCUACUUUUCAUUUUUUGGAAGUACGGAAUUAUAUUUGGAAGUUCUAAAACAUUAUGUAGAGUCAGUUUGUAGAAUAGAAUGUAAAAAAAAAAAAACAAAUGAUAUCUUUUAUCGGAUAUAUAUGUACAUCGUACUGUAAAAUAUUAUCCACAUAUACGAUGGUGGUGUGCAUGUACAGAUUAUCGACAUGUAUAAAUACGGACGCGUCAAUUAUAUCUUUGUUAUCUGUCUGAAAGAUGGAACUUCGCCAAUUUGAUAUUAAUUACUUUAUUUUUUUAUUUUAUUUUUUUAUAAUGUCCCAAAUGUUAUAAGUUGUAUUCGUUACUUCCUUUUUGACGUGUAAAUUGCAAAAUCGAUCCUGCACUGUUCUUGUGGCGUCGCCUCCCGUGCUCGCCACCAGAGGGAUCGCGCUCUCACAAGCGCUUGGGCCCCCCUGGCGGCGAGCAUGGGAAACGACGCCACAUUCUUAUUUAUUUCAUCGGUGGACCGAUGCUCGCACUUAAUCUAGCAAAGAUAUAAAUGAUGAUAAAUUAGUAUGAUGUGUAUAAUAUGAAGAAUGUACAUAUAGUUUUGUAUAUAUAUUCCAACAUACGUCAUGUUCAAAACACUGUUUACAAAACAUAUAUUUAACAGUAAAAAGCUUUAUAUUGAUAAUGUAGAUGAAAGUUCUUUUGAUACUAUUAAAAAGUUGUAUUUCUAUUCUAUUACAUUCUAAUUGUAAGUGAAACGUUCCCUAAUUUCAUCAAAAUAGAAUGAUAAACGGAGUACUGCAUUUAAGCAAUAAUUUAUGAUCUUUGUUUGAGAAAGGAACACGUGAUAAAUAUUAUACAUAGUAUUGAUAACGGUUUGCAAUUUACGUUGCGUGUGCUCGAAAAAAAGGAAAAUUUGUUUACUUUGUUGCCUAUGUUUCUUUGACAUUACAUUUUUAUUUCUGCGAUCAGGAACAUUGGAAUCGUUCUUUUUUUUCCUUUGACAUUACGACAAAUUUUUAUUAAUCGGUACGCUGUUGUUAAAAGCAUUUCAAUUCAUUACACCAAAUAAACGUUUAUUAUCUGUGAUAAAAAGUGUUUUGAAGCUGUCUAUAAUCGAAAACAUUUGUGGAGUAAACUCAAAGAACUGUUACUAUGAAAGGAACCCCAAUUUCUUACUGUGUCGGUGUGUAUAGAGGAAAACAAUUGCAGUACUAAACGAAUCAUGGUACUGAAGGAAAAGAACAAAUUUUUUAAUGUUAUUUCAACGGACAAUACGUGCAAUAAACAAUUUUGCAAGUAACAUUUAUAUUUCAGAAAUAAAUAAUCAUGGCUUAAACACGGUCAUGUGCGGUAAACUUUGUGAACCGAUCGAAGCGGAAUAAAAAAUGUUCGUCCGUAAAAGAUACAUGUGUACGUAAACUAUCAAUACAUUCGAAAUUAUCGUCCAAUUAAAAGCUGUACGAACACCUGGUUUCGAAACCCACAAUUUAGUCCGGUGUUUCUCAAACCGUCCACAUAUAACAAUAGACAAACUUUCGUUUUAAAGUCAUCUAUAUUUUUCUUAACGAAACUAUCAUGGUACAUACGGUCACCUUUUCCUAAACGUUUACUUAACAUGUAUUUUCAAAUUAUCCCAAAAACUAAUAAUUUGUGGGCGAAGUUUGAGAAUUGCUGGAUAGACUUGUCGAGUACAAAAUGGUCGAAUGUUUUGAUGUUUACGAAAAAAAUUGGCCGCACAUACCGAAUAUACACACGUUUAAGAAAUCUGCGUAACGAAUAACGAAUAACGAAUAACGAAUAACCGAUCGAAUAAUGUAUGAAUAAUCGCGCGUACAUAUAACGCGGCAGGGCGGACUCGUUGUAAAACGUUUUCAGCGAACAGUAUUAGACUCGUUAUCGUUGCUUACUCAUGAAUAACGUAGUACACAAGUAGGAAACAUUAUAGACACGUGACGGGCACAAGAAACGAACUCUGUAAACUUCUGUAAAAAGAAGAUGAAAAAAAAAGGAAGACCUCCGGAACGACGGUAGACACAUUAUUUUUAUAGUCUGUAAAUUGUCACGCUCCUUCUGUCCGACAUUUUUCAAACACGAGGAGCGUCCAACUUGUCUUAACCGUUUGCAAAUUAUUUUUCUUUACUCAGACGAUAGGUGGGCGGAAACGGGAUGUAAACGCGAUCAGAGAAUGCAAACAUAUUUAGUGUGUAACGCUUUGUUGAAGGAAGGGAACGAAUGACAGAAGCCCUGUGAAAUCUCUCGACAGAGGGUUAAGCACGAAACGAUUUAUCUCCUUCGCGGGAAAAUGUUCUCGAAGGGAAAUUUUCAUCGGUAUACAGUAUUUUAUAUAGAAAUUGUGAAAAAUUGAUAACUCGUCUUCGUCUGUUUCAUAACAUUUUAGGAUCUAUUUGGGUACUUCAAAUAAAAUAGCUGAGUGACAGUAAUUAGGCCCUUCAGUCUAGGUUAUGUUUAACAUAACCCCAUGGCACAUGAGUCCCUCUGGCAAGGGUCUCAUAGAAAUAAAUACUUUGUUCUUACGGUGGAUAAUGUUAAAUUUAUUGUUUAAAAGAUAUGGAAAUUCACAGCUUGAACAGUCAACGAAGACUCACUAAAGUGUCACCAAUUAUAUUUUUCUACGGGAUUAUGUUAAUAAAUCAAAUCAACGAGCAUACAUACGUUUUAUGCAGUUUUAAGGUUACGUUAGUUGUAGAACAUGUUUCGAGACCUUGUGUAAUUCAAUUGGUUCGUAAAGUACAGUGUCUACGAGUUACAAAUAGUGUUUGUAAGUUUUCCAUCGAGAAAUUGUUCCUUUAUUGUUAGAUUGGCAAAGAAGCCGUCGUAUUCUUGGCUGACAGGAAGAAAUACACACGUCGUUGUAAAGUGUCGAUCGGAGACUAAGUAAUGCGCACGUUGUUCUUUGCACUGCACAUUUGUUGAGGAACGAACGUAAAAAUAAUUUUGUACUAGACUGAAAAAAAGAGUAAAUCAUUUUCGGCGACGCGAUCACGAUUCUUCCUCGGCGAAAGAUCAUAUUCCUUCUCUUUUUUACAAGUGCCACGGCACUCGUUACUCGCGACGUUUCCGAAUCGUUUUUCCGUGCUGAAAAUCUUAUACGACUAGGGAACAAACGUUUCUGUUUAACAUUCUAGUAAUACGGAGAAAAAAAUGUGAAAAAUAAAUGGU